CGUGGCGGUGGCGGCGGCGGCGGCGGCGGCUGAGCGCUAGGAGAGGUCCGGGCCGGCCCUGCGGCCUGGAGGCCGCGAGGGGCGGAGGCCGGGCCGCCCUCCCGCGCUGCGGGAGCGGAGGGGCAGAAGCGGCGGCGAGGGAGCUCGGGCCGGCCGCGGGGAAGGUGGGGGAGGCUCCGCGCACCUCCCGCCCUCCGGCCGCCCCGCUGGCCCAGCCACAGCCUCCGCCGCCGCCGCCGCCUCCGCCGCCGCCUCGGGCUCCCGCCGCGGGCUCGACGGCCCCGGGCGGGGAGGGCGGGCGGCGUGCGCGCCCGGAGCCGCCGGAGAUGGCGGGAGGGCACUGCGGCGGCUUCGCCGCGGCGGCGGCCGGCAGCGGCGAGAUCGUGCAGCUGAACGUGGGGGGGACCAGAUUUAGUACCUCAAGACAAACUCUUAUGUGGAUUCCAGAUUCUUUUUUUUCCAGUUUGCUGAGUGGAAGAAUUUCAACACUUCGAGAUGAAACUGGUGCUAUAUUUAUUGAUCGAGAUCCAGCAGCAUUUGCACCCAUUUUAAACUUUCUUCGGACAAAAGAACUAGACUUACGGGGAGUGAGUAUUAAUGUUCUCAGGCAUGAAGCAGAAUUUUAUGGAAUCACUCCAUUAGUAAGAAGGCUUCUCUUAUGUGAGGAGUUGGAGCGCUCGUCUUGCGGCAGUGUCCUUUUCCACGGUUACUUGCCUCCGCCAGGUAUCCCCAGUCGUAAAAUAAACAGCACAACUAGGUCCUCUGCUGGUUCUAGGAAUGGCCUGAAUUCCACGGAAGGUGAAGCUCGGGGGAACGGCGCCCAGCCUGCUCUCUCUGGAACAGGAGAAGAGACUGUGCGGCUAGGAUUUCCUGUGGAUCCACGAAAGGUGCUGAUAGUUGCUGGCCAUCACAACUGGAUCGUAGCUGCAUAUGCCCAUUUUGCUGUAUGUUACAGAAUCAAAGAAUCUUCAGGAUGGCAACAAGUGUUUACGAGUCCAUAUUUGGACUGGACUAUUGAGCGAGUAGCUUUAAAUGCAAAAGUGGUUGGAGGUCCACAUGGAGACAAAGACAAAAUGGUUGCUGUUGCUUCAGAGAGUAGCAUCAUCUUAUGGAGUGUCCAGGAUGGAGGGAGCGGAAGUGAAAUUGGAGUGUUCAGCCUUGGCGUUCCUGUAGAUGCGCUCUUCUUUAUCGGUAACCAGCUGGUGGCUACGAGUCACACUGGGAAAGUGGGAGUGUGGAAUGCCGUCACUCAGCACUGGCAGGUUCAAGAUGUUGUUCCUAUAACGAGUUACGACACUGCUGGCUCAUUCCUGCUACUGGGAUGUAACAAUGGAUCAAUAUACUACAUAGAUAUGCAGAAGUUCCCUUUGAGAAUGAAGGAUAAUGAUCUUCUUGUAACCGAGCUUUACCACGAUCCUUCAAAUGAUGCCAUUACGGCGCUGAGCGUGUACCUCACACCCAAGACAAGUGUCUCUGGGAACUGGAUCGAGAUCGCCUAUGGUACGAGCUCUGGCGCGGUGCGCGUGAUCGUGCAGCACCCGGAGACGGUGGGCUCGGGCCCGCAGCUCUUUCAGACUUUCACCGUUCACCGAAGUCCUGUUACAAAAAUCAUGCUGUCCGAGAAGCAUCUGGUGUCAGUGUGUGCCGACAAUAAUCACGUCCGGACAUGGACAGUAACACGGUUCAGAGGCAUGAUCUCUACUCAGCCAGGGUCUACACCAUUAGCGUCGUUCAAGAUACUGUCUCUGGAGGAGACGGAGAGUCAUGGAAGCUAUUCCUCUGGAAAUGACAUAGGGCCUUUCGGAGAGCGAGAUGAUCAACAGGUGUUUAUCCAGAAAGUUGUUCCCAUCACCAACAAACUGUUCGUAAGACUCUCAUCGACUGGGAAAAGAAUCUGUGAGAUCCAGGCUGUUGACUGCACAACAAUAUCAUCGUUCACGGUGAGAGAAUGUGAGGGCUCGAGCAGGAUGGGCUCCCGGCCACGGCGCUACCUGUUCACAGGCCACACGAACGGCAGCAUUCAGAUGUGGGACCUGACCACGGCCAUGGACAUGGUGAACAAAAGCGAAGAGAGGGAUGUAGGUGGUCCCACUGAGGAGGAGUUGCUCAAGUUACUGGAUCAGUGUGACCUGAGCACAUCUCGCUGCGCUACUCCUAACAUCAGUCCAGCAACUUCCGUGCUCCAGCACAGCCGCCUCCGGGAGUCCAGCUCCAGCCUUCAGCUCCAGCACCAUGAAACCAUCCACGAAGCAGCUACUUACGGCUCCAUGAGGCCUUACAGAGAGAGUCCCCUGUUAGCAAGAGCGAGAAGAACUGAGAGCUUCCACAGUUACAGGGACUUCCAGACUGUUAAUUUGAGCAGAAAUGUAGACAGAGGUGUCCCUGAAAAUGGGAACGUGGGUCCAAUACAAGCCGAAGUAAAGCGGGCAACAGGGGAGUGUAAUGUGUCAGAGAGAAAGUCUCCUGGAACAGAAGCGAAGAGUUUGAGAGAAUCAGAUGGUGGAUUGGAAGUGCACAAGAUAGCUGAAGGUCUAGAAUCCAAGAAAAGGUCCUCAGAAGAAGAAAAUGAAAAUAAAGUGGAAUUACGGAAGAAAGGGGGAUUUGAAGGAGGAGGAUUCCUUGGGAGGAAGAAAGUCCCCUAUCUGGCCUCAUGCCCGAGUACUUCCGACGGAGGAGCAGACUCCCCCGGGGCUGCGUCUCCGUCUCCUACGAAGACCACGCCAUCUCCUCGGCAUAAAAAAAGCGAUUCUUCAGGUCAAGAAUACAGCCUGUGAAGACUCACCAAAGUAAUUGUUUUGUUAAUUUAGAUGAAGGUUCACAACUUUACUGGGUUUCAGUACAUUCGCUUUUACACCAAAACUUCCCAAGAAAUUAAAACCCGAGUUCAUUCGGUAUCUUUUUAACGGAAUUACCCAGAGGGAGGAGGUAAAAAUAAUUCUGUCUCUUCGGGCCUUUUGGAAAGUUUUUUUUAGUUUUACAAGUACAUUCAACGGAUCAUUUGUAAAGCAAGAGUCCCUUUCAGUGUUUAGCUACUCUGGAUUUUGGAAGCCAAGUACUGAGUCGUACUGACCUGGGCGCACUGCACUUGGGCAUCCCUGAGGGCGCAGGGACCAGCAGAUGGCGCUCCUGAUCUCAUCGUGCUUGAGAUUUGUCUCGCAUCGUCCAGUGAAGCGAAUCACAUUAAAUCUCUCUGGAUAGUCUCCCAACACUUCUUGUGAUUGCCAUGUGUUUACCACAUAUUUAAUGAGGUGCUAUGUUUGUGAAGAAUUACCUAAUUCAGAAACACUAUUAAUGUUGACCACCAGACUACACUACACAGUAGGCAGUCCCUUCGGAUGUUUUUCUUAAAUCGUGGGUCAUUUUCUGAUUCUCAUUAUUUGGAGUUCUUAAAUCUUAGCAAGUGUCACCAAUAUUAAAUACCCAAAGUCCAUUUAAACUUUCUUUAAAGUUGGAGCAGUUGUCUGUGUUUGAAACAGAUGAAAUAAAAAAUAAUAAUCAAGGCUAGAGCAUUGCGUGCCCAGAAGGGAAACCAUCCUAGUCUUCCGUCUGCCUUGUCCGAUUUAGGGGCCACGUGUUUCCACCCACUGUCAAUAAUGAAAAUAAUUAAGUCAGAAUGUCGCCAUUUUGUUAAGCUUCUAAGACGGCAGUUCUCAACUUGUGGUUCAAGGUUUUGGCUGCUAUGCAAAUAAUUGUUUUAAAAUAUAUUUUGAAUUAUGAGACAAAUUUUUUGUACCUUUUUUUUUGGUUUGGAAUACUUUUCAAGUUUCUGCACAUAGGGCAAUUGUAAAUUUAAAGCAUUAAGCAUUUAUUGGUGAAUAAUGUAUAUAUUCCCCGUCAAGAAAUAUGAGUGAAAUUGAAAUAAAUUCUUUAAAGUUUACUAUAUUGCUAGUGGUUUCACAACACUUGUAUUUAUUUAUCAAUGAAGUCUAAUAAAGUUGAUUAAGACGGUG
Messenger RNA from Mustela lutreola (European mink), 3950 nucleotides. RefSeq names its product potassium channel tetramerization domain containing 3 (gene KCTD3). Bases 327 to 2774 code for a protein of 815 amino acids. Gene Ontology annotation, molecular function: protein binding. Gene Ontology annotation, biological process: protein homooligomerization. The transcript has 18 exons. The record is from RefSeq and is a predicted model, not a curated record. Lineage: Eukaryota; Metazoa; Chordata; Mammalia; Carnivora; Mustelidae.